This is a messenger RNA of Peniophora sp. CBMAI 1063, 2202 nucleotides long. NCBI's taxonomy places the organism in Eukaryota, Fungi, Basidiomycota, Agaricomycetes, Russulales, Peniophoraceae. The record is from the annotation of a GenBank genome assembly.
AUGAGCGACGACGAAUACGACCAGUACAAUCUGUCAGACUUCUCUCAAACAGACUUUGCUGCUCUGGACUCAGUGGGAUCAACAUCAGCAGCGCCACCGCAAUCCUCUCAAGCGUACCCUUCACCACAUCCCGAAGGGCCUCCACUGACACAACCUUGUGAUGAAUACGACGAAUUCGCCGGCUUUGACCUCUCGGAGUUCUCGGUUGCGGAUCUAGCCUCUAUAGACUCUACGGCCGCCACGCUUGUCCACUCGCCUUCGAAAGCCUACCCGUCACCGCCAUCGGAUCAUUCAAGCCCGGCCACACUAACCACGACUUCAACGGGAAGCAGCCGGAAUGUCAGCCGUACAAGCUCACUACAGACGACGCCUUCUCUCACGUCUUCCGGAUCUACUUCUUCUGAGACUCGUAUUGUGAUUGACGCGCCUAGUCCUUACACCCUGUUCCGUGCAUGGCGCAAAACACUGAGUGUAUCUGACCUUGUGGGGCCUUUGUGGUGCGAAGUACAGUACGAUUAUGGUCUGCGACAGCGACGGUGGAUAGAACUGGAGAAGCGGCCCGCUUCGUUCUUGACCGCCGAUAACAAGGUCAUCCAAGUGAACCAAAAGAUCGCUGCGGAUAAUGAUCGCACGCUGAAGAGUGGAUCUGCCAUCCACCAGAAACUUGAACGCCGACUGCGACCGGAGACAGUUGAGGUUCAGGUUAUGAAUGAGAGCGAGAGAUGGGCUUUGAGGUUGCUACAAAUGAUUGCCUGUCUAGCCGAUAUGCAGACGUUCGGCUUCUGUCGUGAGAUGCCCUCCUUUGGCAUUCUACACGGACACUUGGUCAAUGGCAUCAUUGAUGAGGUGGGACGAAAGCCUUGGAUAACGACAUUCAGCGCUAGAAGAACGACUGCUGCUUCCGGCACCACCAUCAAGCGCCCAUUAUCGACGCCCUCCAGUCCGCGUAAAGCAAAGAAGCAGCGGCCAUCUCUACCUGCACCCGCUGCAACACCUACUACUCAGCAGACACGUCUAACGACAUUUGUCAGCUCCACCAAGGUUCAUCCCGCGGACCCCAACACGCUGUCUUACGCCUUGCACCUCUCGGAUACGAAAACGCGUCGCAAACAGACAUUGCCCUCUGAUGAAGACGCGACAUCUGCGCGACUGCAGUUGAUGAUCUACCAGCGGCUAUUGGAGGGCGUGAUAUCCCCGUCAUUCCCUUGGGCCUCAUUCUGGGCACGACUCGGCGUCGACCCGAUGGAGACGCUCUGCGACGAGUUCUUAGAACAAGCGCUGCCUCUGCUUCCCGGAGCAGAUAAGGAGAAGCUCGUGCUCAAGCAGUACGGAAGCUUCCCACGCACCUUAACUGCCCUCGUCGCCGCCUUCCACGAGCGUCUCGCCGAGUUGCACGUUGUACACGUCGAUCGUACGCUGGAGAUUGUGUACCGCAGUCAACGGAGCACGCAAGCGCAGAAGAGGGCGGCUGAGGAUGCCGCGCUGCUUCAGGCCGCCCUCGAGCAGAAGCUCCUACAGGAAGAAGGCGCGGAUCCGGAGUUGGCUCGUAUGAUUGCUGCUCAGACUGUAGCGCGCAAAUAUCCUCCUGGUAUGCGCCCCGCAGAUGCGACUACUGGCGCAACCCACGGUAUCCCGUCGACGCAGAGCGCGUCCCCUACACCUGUUGGGACUGCGUCACAGGAGAUUAUUGUGCCCUCGCAAACAUCGAGCUCCGUCACCUCAGAUGCACCGAAUGAUGCGUCGCCUGGACAUGAAGGGCCAUCGUCGGCGACUGCUACACCUGCGUCAAAUAUCGCUCCAGUGUCCCCAUCGCAGGUCAAGGAUCUCCUGGCAUCCUUGCCAGAAGCUGCCCUUGCGUCGACCGACGAUCUAUUGAAGGCAUUCGAGAGAAGAAAGGAUAGGGCAGACGAAGAGGCUACCGGCGAGGAGUCGCGAAUCAUCGGAACUAAGACUUUCGAGCUGGACGACGAGCUCCUCGACACACACCUGGCGCAUGUGUUUGCGUUCUGGUUCGGUGAUCGUUCUCCGGAGGGCGUCUCUGAAGAGAAUGCUCGCAGAUGCUCUUCUUGCGAAUACAUGGAUGGUUGCGAGUGGCGUGAAAAGAAGGCUCGUGAGAUCGAGGAGAAGAUGGGAUUCAAGAGGCGAGCUUCUGCUCCAGUAGAGACUGUCGCGGCUGGCGACACCAUAGCAUCUAUGUUCUGA